AUGAUUUUGCCUUUAAAAUAUAUCCAACACAAUGAUUUCAACAAUGAGGUGAUCACUGCGAGAAGUUCAGGGGCCCAAGGACAGUUGCUACUCGCCAAGGUCAAUCUGCAGAACAAGCUGCCAAGAACAAAGCUGACAUCUCCAGAGAGUGCAUGUGAGCUCUCCUUCCUGGUUGCCCGAGGCCGAAUCUUCAGUCUCCAGCGUGGAACCGUUGCCAGCGGAGCGGUUGCGGUGGCCCAGCAGUUUGCUGCCUGGUGGCUUGGCCAGCCUGACAUCCUGGCGACCGCCCCGCACCGAGAGAGUGUUCCGUGCGCCCGCGGCUCCAUGGCUGCGCCAGCCCGAGGCUCCAUCGACGUGAGUCUCGUGGUGGUAGUCCAUGGUGGCGGAGCCAGCAACAUCUCGGCCGACCGGAAAGAGCGGGUGCGCGAAGGCAUAGCCAAGGCAGCCACCGAGGGCUACAAAAUCCUCAAGGCCGGAGGGAGCGCGGUUGAUGCUGUGGAAGGAGCCGUGACUGUCCUGGAAAACGACCCGGAGUUCAACGCAGGUUGUGGGUCUGUCCUGAAUGUAAAAGGUGACGUUGAGAUGGAUGCUAGUAUCAUGGAUGGGAGGGACCUGUCUGCAGGAGCAGUGUCUGCCGUGCGCUGUAUCGCAAAUCCCACUAAGCUUGCACGGCUUGUUAUGGAAAAGACACCUCAUUGCUUUCUGACUGGCCAUGGUGCAGAGAAAUUUGCAGCAGACAUGGGGAUUCCGGAGACUCCUUUAGAAAAACUGAUAACGGAGAGAAGCAAGAAGCACCUGGAAAAAGAGAAGCUUGAGAAGGGGGCCCAGAAAGCUGACUGCCCUAAAAACUCGGGAACCGUGGGUGCUGUUGCCUUGGACUGCAAAGGAAAUUUGGCCUAUGCCACCUCUACUGGAGGGAUUGUCAAUAAAAUGGUCGGCAGAGUUGGAGACUCACCUUGCAUAGGAGCUGGAGGUUACGCAGACAAUAACGUUGGCGCCGUCUCAACCACAGGACAUGGAGAAAGUAUCCUGAAGGUGAAUCUGGCCAGACUCGCCCUCUUUCAUGUAGAACAAGGAAAGACCGUAGAUGAGGCUGCUGAGUUGGCAUUGAAUUAUAUGAAAUCAAAGCUCAAAGGUCUAGGUGGCCUCAUCUUGGUGAGCAAAACAGGAGACUGGGUAGCAAAGUGGACCUCUGCCACCAUGCCUUGGGCAGCGGUGAAGAAUGGCAAGCUGCAGGCCGGCAUUGACCUUUGUGACACCAAGACCAUGACCAUGGACCUGUGCUAAACCCCAGAAGAUUGUAAUCUGCUUGCUAGCCUGGAAGUGAGGUUGAGCUGCCUGGUGUGGAGACCUAGCUCAAUCAAUUAGAUGUAGACAUGGAAAACUUACGCAGUCUGUCCCUCCUUUUGUUCCCUUGCUCAGUAAGGCAAAGAAUGUUUGGUGGAGGGUCAGAUUCUGAAGCGAUGAGAUGCCUGUGUUAAGACCAGUAAAGAUGGGAGCCUUAGGGAGCCCCUCUUUCCCAGUCUCCAUCAUGCAAGGCUAGAAGGGAGCCGCUAGAUUUUGACCACAGAACUGCUUUUGGGCUGGGAGAACAGUAACUUGCAGAGGCUAGCUUGGGAGGGUAUGGGAGGAAGCGCUGAAGAAAGGUGUUGGAAAGAAAGACCCAAGUCAGUUGAAGCUCAAAAUGUUACAGAGUUCAUUCAGAGACACAAGAACACCUAGCAAGAUGUGCAGGGAGGAGUUCUUUUUCUGUGUGGGGGAUUGGAUCUUUCCAGAACAGAACACUCAAACUUCUCCAACACGUAUCUGGGUACUUGAGUCUCCAUGGUUGCCUGAACUGUAGUCUAAUGAAGUCUGUGAAGUUUUGUUUAUGGGGUUUUUUUUGUUUGUUUGUUUGUUUGUUUGUUUGGCUCACAGGUGAGCUCCCAAGGCCAGCCCCACCCGACCCCAGUUCAAGUUGUCUUCACACAGGCUUGGUUAGGCUCAUGACCUUUCCCAGUUCUCCAGCAGCCGGUUGGCAGGUGGCUGGAGAGAUGACACUGACUCACUGAGGGAGUAGACUGCCAAUACUUGGGGACAGUCCCACACACGCUGAAUCAAAUGCUCAGGGGGGUGAGAAUGACGCAGAGAGCAGUCUCCUCAAUGGAGAACGCCCCAUGCACUCGUCAUCACCCUGGAAAUGGCAUGUCUGCUGGGCUAUGUCGGCUCAGCUUUUUAGUCUAUCGGAGAUCCCCUUCUCUCUGGGAAGAAACUGGUUAACUUUAAAUCCCACAUGCCACUAAUAAAAUGUAUUUUUGAAAGAAUAAGUGUGGUUAGGUGUCACUGUUGACCAAGACCAGAACAGAUACAAGUCCCCCUCUUGGUCCCUCAGUGCAGGCAGGUAUAAGAGAUGAGGGGACCUUUUAAGGGUGAUGUGGAAGUGUGGUAUAUUCUGCCACGUGGAGUUGAGUGGGGACUUUUUUAGAAGCAUUGAACUUGCUCUGAGUGUUUAGGGAGAAACAAAACUACCAUUUCCAAGCCUCAGCUAAGCUCAUGACUCUCUGCCCAACGCUUUGCCCAGGUUCACAGCAGCUCCUGACCCAGGGCCCUCUGGUGAGCCUGAGGCUCUGCCACAUUAAGGAGAAGGGGAGGCACUCAGAGUCAGAACUGAGCUUGCCGCUGCCCCUCCUCAUUACCAGGGGACCCAGGGAAUGUUAACAUUCCAGAAUUUUUUCAUCUAUGAAAAGCCUCUAGGACUCUGAAGUUUAAAAUUUAGUGCAUCAUAAGGAUCCUCUGGACAAAUUCAGGAACUAUAGCCAGUCUCCAGUGUGAGGGCAGCUAUGGCUUUAGAAACCCCAAAGGCCCCAGCAUGCAGUACCUGCUGAUGUAGCAAGAGGCAUUUUCUUAAGACGCAUAUUUGUUUGCUAAUGCUGCUGUAACAAAAUGCCGUAGGCUGGGCAGCUUAAUUAUCAGAUUUUCUCAGUUCUGGACUAGAAGUUCAACAUCAAAAUAUGGGAUUUUUGUUUGCGUUUUGUUUUUGUUUUUUGCUUGUUUCUGGUUGGUUGGUUGGGGGUGUUGUUCUGUUAGGGGAUUUUUGUAGUUUGUUUUGUUUUUUGAAACAGAAUCUCUCUGUAUAGUCCAAGCUCGCCUUUGAGUUCUUAAUCCUUCAUCUUCAACCUCCCAAGAACAGAGACUACAGGCCUAUAAACAUGUACUACCCCACCUGGCCACCUACUGUGAGGUUUUCUCUGAACACACAGAGCCCUCUUCUUACAGGGACACCAGUCACAUGAAUUCAGAUUUUCCCAAACCCACAAUACCCUCAUUUCAAGUUCAUCACUCCUUUGGUGUCCCUGUCCCCAGAUAGAAUCACAUUCUGAGUUACUGGAGAAACAAGGGGUUUAGAGACCCAUCCUGUGAACUGAAGGGGUUACAGUAGACAAGCAGAACCUAGGGAGAUAAUAACAGCCACUGGAUACCUGGAAAGGGGGGAUGGGAACAGAGAAGCCAAACGGAAGGUCUGACCUUGAGCGUCUGUGUUCUGCCCUUGCACAGGGAGGUGGCCCCGGUUAAAAGGCACUCGAUCCUUUCCCACUCUGCAGCUUGCCUUUUUGUCUUCUUGGCAGUGUCCAUUGUCUUACAGAAGUUUUUCAGUUUCAGGAGGUCCCAUUUAUUAAUUUGUCCAUCUCAGUGUCUUGCUACUGGUAUUCUAUACAGUUGUCUCCUGUGCCAAUGCAUUCAGGAUCAAAAUAUAUAAAGAAUUCAAGAAACUUGACAUCAAAAAACCCAAUAAUUCAAUUAAAAAUGGGGUACAGAACUAAACAGAAUUCUCA
Messenger RNA from Microtus oregoni (creeping vole), 3812 nucleotides. RefSeq names its product asparaginase and isoaspartyl peptidase 1 (gene Asrgl1). Lineage: Eukaryota; Metazoa; Chordata; Mammalia; Rodentia; Cricetidae. The transcript has 9 exons. The coding region runs from base 1 to 1287 and encodes 428 amino acids. Gene Ontology annotation, molecular function: asparaginase activity. The record is from RefSeq and is a predicted model, not a curated record.